UUCAUUGACAUAUGUGGUAUAGGUUAUGUAAAUGAAGGAUUGUCAAGUUUUUUGAAAUUGCAAAUUAGCAAAUUAAAUUAUUGUGUAACAUAAAUGAUUAUUUGUGUUUAACACAAAAUGAAUACAAGCAAUUCCAUUGAAUCAACGAACCUAAGGGACCCCCUUUCGGUGAUUGUGCUAUCCCCUAACAAUCCUCUAUCGGUGAAUGGCCAGAAGAAAAAGAAAAAAUCGGAGAAGACACUAAAGUUAGGCAAACUAAACGAUACGUCAACCAUGUUAGACGAUUUAGUGAACUAUUUAAAAGAUUUUAAGAUCACAGCAGUUUACAGUCAAAAAUCGGGCCGUGUAUGUCGUAUUAAAAAAUCCGGCUGUAGGCAUACGCACGCCAGUUUAAAUUUAAGUAGCAGCGAUUCUUCUAACGCAAUAGUUGAUAGUGAAUCGUCAAUAAAUUCAAGUAGGAAUGGUUCUGUUCGAUCGACUCCUUCAAAAAUGGAGACUGGUAUCAGACCAAAACAAAACCUCCAGCCGCUCAUACCAAAUUUACAGUCCAACGCGGUUAUGAGAAACGUGAAUACGAAAAAGUCAAAGGCGAAAAAGCAGAAGAAAGCCAAGCAGUACACGCCUUACUUGAGCAAACGUGAGGUUGACGAAGGUUUAAAAGAGGGUCUACUCAUUCAGGGAGCCAUUCGGAUAAAUCAAAAAAACAGCAACGAGGCGUAUGUCGGCAGUCGGGAGCAGUCGGAUAACGAUUAUUUGUUGAAGAAUGUCCCCGAUAGAAAUCGUGCGUUAGAAGGUGAUAUUGUCGUUAUUAAGCUGAAGCCUGAAAGCGAUUGGCAUCUCAAGUAUAAGACGGCUACUGUGGUCUACAUUUUGGAGAAGGUUCAUUCACGUAUGGCAAUCGGACAGUUGACAACAAGAGACGGUCUAAUUAUCUUAAUACCGCGAGAUAAGCGACUGCCCAAGAUGAAGAUCGCCCCGAAUAAUUGUCCCGUCCUCGUGGUUAAUAGGAUGGACGCGUUGGUGAUGGCAAAGAUAUUAUGCUGGCCGGACAUCGACUACGCCGAGGGUGCCGUUUGCGAAAUACUGGGAUUGAUCGGUGACUUAAGCUCGGAAAAUCGCGCGAUAUUGGCCGAGUAUAACGUCGACGUGACCCCGCAUCCUCCGAGCCUUCUUCAGUGUGUCACGUGUCCCGACCUAAUGAGCCACCACGAGCAAAGUCUUCGACAAGAUUUUCGAGGCGAGUGCAUUUUUACCAUCGAUCCGUCGACUGCGAGAGACCUAGACGAUGCGGUUUCGUGUACGGAAUUGCCGAAUGGAAAUUUCCGUGUCGGCGUGCACAUUUCCGACGUAGCAUUUUAUCUAAUCGAAAAUACAGAGUUAGAUAUAUUCGUGCGUAGAAGGGCGACAUCCGUUUAUAUGGUAGACAAUGUGUACCACAUGUUACCCCCCGAGCUGUGCAUGCGAUGCUCCCUGUUGCCGGGUGUCGAUAAACGCGCCUUUUCGGUCGUGUGGGAAAUGACAAAGACCGGGACGAUCGUUGAGGAGUAUUUCGCGCGGACGGUAAUAAAUUCCUGCGCCCAAUUGGCCUACGAGCAUGCGCAGUUGAUGAUCGAAAAUCCCACCCGAAAAUUUCAAGAGCACGAAUUACCGCAAAUACACGGCGGUUACACUUACGUGGACUUGAGCCAUAAAAUAAAUUCUCUACAACAAAUUGCUUUAAAUUUGAGAAGGCGUCGCUUCGAUAAUGGAGCGUUGAGAAUAGACCAAACGAAAUUGAUAUUUAGAUUGGACGAAUCCGGCGAACCUGCGGAAUUCAGCGUGUACGAAAACAAAGAAGCCCACAGGUUGAUCGAGGAAUUUAUGUUGUUGGCGAAUAUCAGUGUCGCAACAAAAAUUCUGCAUCAUAUUCCAGACUUGGCAUUCUUACGUCGUCACGAUCCACCGAAAGAGUCUAUGCUGGUGGACCUUACGAAAAGAUUGGAACCGUACAAUAUACAUUUAGAUACGUCUUCGUCAAAAGGACUUCAAACUAGUGUUUUGAAUAUUGGCAGUAUGUUCGGACUCCCGCAUAUGGCCGUUAUAAAUCACUUACUGACAAAACCCAUGCAAAGAGCGCGCUAUUUCUGUGCUUCAACCGAACUGGGUAACUACAGCCACUAUGCACUCCACAUUCCGAUAUAUACACAUUUCACUUCGCCAAUCAGAAGGUACGCGGACAUUAUGGUUCAUAGGCUCCUGGCCGCAAGCUUAGGUUAUACACCGAAUCCGACGUGGGCUGUGAACGGUGUCGCUGCCGUCGCGACACAUUGCAACGAUCAGAAGUACGCCGCCAAGUCAGCCGGCGAUGCUAGCUUAGACCUGUACUUGGCACACUACAUUCAGAACCACAAACCGUUCAUCAGAAGUGCAAUCGUUUUUCACGUGAGGGAGAGGUCUUUCGACGCGCUGGUACCCUCCACCGGAAGCGUAAUCAGAAUUAAGGAGGAGGGUUUCGAAAAAGGUAUGUGGAAGUACGAAGCGACAGCCGAAAACAAAUGCAAGGUCGUCAUAACAUUCCCGCAAACCAGCGAAUACGGGAAGGAGCAGGUCCUAAUUGAAAUGUUUCAAACGAUAACUGUAGUCCUAGAUCGUAUACCGAAUACGAAUUCGUUAAGUGCUACGUUGUUACGUCCGAUUUCUAGCCAAUUAAUACGAAAUAAGAGUGCCUUUAAAAGUAAAUAAAUAGUGAUGAUUUUUUUAUGAGACGAACAUUAAUCGAUGUAAUGUAUUAAUAAAAUUUUUAUGAAUUC
Molecule: messenger RNA, 2789 nt
Organism: Photinus pyralis (common eastern firefly)
Lineage: Eukaryota; Metazoa; Arthropoda; Insecta; Coleoptera; Lampyridae
Product: DIS3-like exonuclease 2
Exons: 5
Coding region: 118-2721 (867 amino acids)
Biological process (GO): mRNA catabolic process; miRNA catabolic process
Cellular component (GO): P-body; exosome (RNase complex)
Molecular function (GO): RNA binding; 3'-5'-RNA exonuclease activity
Source: RefSeq, a predicted model, not a curated record